GAUUUGCACGCGGCGCAAAGUUGUGGUUGGAGCUUCCUUCCUCUUGCAAGCGCGCGCGCAGAGGUGGAGCAGCUGCUGUGUGCGCACAGUCAUGAGUCGCGCAGCGGACCUCGACGCGUAAGUCAACAGGUUCGAUGGAUGUAUCACACAGUAGAUGCGCUGCCAAGACCGCAGUCGCACGCUCAUCUCUUCAUCGUCCCCAUGCAGCUCCUAUUCCAACUUUUCACUCACUCGCACCCUCCCAGCACCGGCGCUCAACCAACAUCAAAGCCUGCAAUCCUUUUCCCCCCCGCCUCUCGACACCUCGCCCAUCGUUCUUACAGAUUCAAGCUCCAUCGCAUCAUGUCAUCAUCCGCAAGCGACAACGCGCCCAAAUGUCCUUUGGGCUUCACCGGCACUCCACCCGUGGGUCACCCGGCCAUUCCUGGCCUUUUCGCAAGCAACGAUUCCAAAUCUUCGUCGAGCGGUGCAUCGGAAAAGAAAGGCAAAGACUAGGUGGAGCCCUUCCCUGCUGCUCACCCUCGAUGCCAUCUUUCUCGCCGCUUGCUUCCUCGUCGCCAUCUACUGGCCGCAGCUCAAAGACUCAACCGCAACAUUCAAGCUUGCGGAUCUGUUACCUCGCGUAUCCUUCGACCUCGGACGAACCUGAUCUAGACUCCAGCUUGCUAUGCUCUUCGCUCUGCGUGUCCUGCUCAUCUAUGGCACACGGACGACGUGCUAAUUCGGACCAUGCCCAUAUCAACCAAUGACCCCGAGCUCGCUGGUCGAACAUCCCUCGCGAAGGCUGACUUGUUUUUGAAACGGGAGCGCCCCAACAUGAGACACUGCCAAGGCAAUUACAAGCAAUAGGAGCGCUCUCCUGCGCGCACCUCGUCCUCCCCGAAUCGUGUCAGCAGCUAGGACGCCGCUGUACCUAAUUUCGGU
Molecule: messenger RNA, 924 nt
Organism: Ceraceosorus guamensis
Lineage: Eukaryota; Fungi; Basidiomycota; Exobasidiomycetes; Ceraceosorales; Ceraceosoraceae
Exons: 3
Coding region: 135-749 (204 amino acids)
Source: RefSeq, a predicted model, not a curated record